Thunnus maccoyii (southern bluefin tuna) is the source of this 1327-nucleotide messenger RNA. Its product is annotated as GTPase IMAP family member 4-like. Bases 1 to 1116 code for a protein of 371 amino acids. Lineage: Eukaryota; Metazoa; Chordata; Actinopteri; Scombriformes; Scombridae. The record is from RefSeq and is a predicted model, not a curated record. The transcript has 2 exons. Gene Ontology annotation, molecular function: GTP binding.
AUGGCCAGCAACUUAGGAUUUGGCAUGACAAAUAAUGAACUGAGGAUAGUGAUGGUGGGGAAGACUGGAAUUGGGAAGAGUGCCACUGGAAACACCAUCCUGGGACGACAGUGCUUUGAGUCAAAGUUCAGUGCUAAGUCUAUGACUGUAGACUGUGCUAAGGGCAAAGCUCUGGUGCAUGGACAACAGGUUGCUGUUAUCGAUACUCCGGGCCUGUUUGACACCAGGUUUGGCAUGGAUAAAACAACUAUGGACAUAACCCAGUGCAUCACUUAUGCUGCUCCUGGACCCCAUGUCUUCCUGGUAGUCAUCAGGCUGGGAAGAUACACUGAAGAGGAAAAGCAGACAGUGCAGAAGAUUCAAGAAAUCUUUGGCCAUGCUGCAGACAGAUACAGCAUGGUGCUCUUUACUGGUGGUGACCUUCUUGAAGAUACCACUAUUGAGGAGUUCUUGCAUGAAAGUUCAGACCUGCAGGAACUUGUAGCCAGAUGUAACAACCAGUACCAUGUCUUCAAUAAUAAACUGAAGGAUGGUGCUCAGGUCAUUGAGCUGCUCCAGAAGAUCAGAAAUAUAGUCCAGAAGAACGGAGGAAGCCACUACACCAACGAGAUGUUCCAAGAGGCCGAGAGAGCAAUUGAGAAGGAGAAACAACGCAUCCUCAAAGAGAAAGAAGAACAAAUACGUAGAGAACAAGAGGAACUGGAGAGGAAACUACAGGAAAAAUAUGAAAAACAGCUGAGGAAAAUUAAUGCCCAACUCCAGGCUGACAGAGAGAGGGAGAGGAGAGAGAGAGAGGAGGAGAGGAAGAGGGAGAAGGAGGAGAUGAAUGAGGAGAGGAAGAGAGAGAGGGAGGAGAGAGAGGCAGAUAGAAAGAGAGAGAGAGAGGAGAAAGAAAGGGAGAUGAAACAACUAAAGGAACAGCAUGAAAGAAACCUAAUGGAGGAAAUUAAAAAGUUGCAGAACAGGCAUGAGAAUGAGGCCAGAGAGGAGGCUGAGGAGUUUAAUCCACUAUUUCCAUUGGUAACAGUUGGGGAACUAGUUGUUGAUGCUGGCAAAGAGUUAGUUGGAGGAGUUAAACAACUGGGCAAGGCAAUUGGGCACUGGUUCAAAUUUUGAGUGGUUUGAUUGAGUGCUUAUUCAGGAACUUAUUCAGGAAGCUACUUACAACUAGAUUUGGAUACCCUGAAACAGUCAAAUUCACUCUUAAUGGCUGAAGAGCAGGAAAUAAUAAACCUAAUCUAUCUAAUCUAAUUUGUUUUUAAAUGUGCAACGUUUUUCCUCUCAAAUCUCCCUGCAGAGAGAAUAAAAGUGUCAACAUGUUUGUGGA